Messenger RNA from Cololabis saira (Pacific saury), 2194 nucleotides. RefSeq names its product dolichyldiphosphatase 1 (gene dolpp1). The transcript has 8 exons. Gene Ontology annotation, molecular function: dolichyldiphosphatase activity. NCBI's taxonomy places the organism in Eukaryota, Metazoa, Chordata, Actinopteri, Beloniformes, Belonidae. Gene Ontology annotation, cellular component: intracellular membrane-bounded organelle; endoplasmic reticulum membrane. The coding region runs from base 37 to 753 and encodes 238 amino acids. The record is from RefSeq and is a predicted model, not a curated record. Gene Ontology annotation, biological process: protein N-linked glycosylation; lipid biosynthetic process.
GUUCCUCCAGAGCUGCCCCGGUUGUGUCCGGGAAAGAUGGCGUUGGAAGAGCAGUGCUCGGCACCACCUCGAUGGCGGUCCAUAUCAGUGACACACGUAGAGUUCCCUGAAGGUGAUCUGACAGGACAAGUUCUGGCCUACUUAAGUCUCCUGCCGGUAGCCGUCCUUGUGGGUUUUGUGACACUCAUAGUGUUUAAACGGGAACUUCACACGAUCUCCUUCUUUGGUGGACUCCUCCUCAAUGAAGGAGUGAACUGGUUGCUGAAGAACAUCUUCAGAGAGCCACGCCCUUGCGCAGGGGCUCACACAACCCUGCACACAGAAUAUGGGAUGCCCUCCAAUCAUUCCCAGCUUAUCUGGUUCUUUGUUGUUUACUUCUUUCUUUUUCUUUAUUUAAGAAUGCAUCAAACGAACAAUGCUCGAUGCGUGGACCUACUCUGGAGGCACAUACUGUCCAUUAUCUUAUUGGGCAUGGCCAUGUCAGUGUCAUACAGCAGGGUGUACCUGUUGUAUCACACCUGGAGCCAGGUUUUCUACGGUGGAGUGGCCGGCACUACCAUUGCUAUAGUCUGGUUCUUUUUCACACAAGAGGUGUUGACACCUUUAUUCCCCAAAAUAGCAGCUUGGCCAAUUUCAGAGUACUUCCUGGUGCGAGACACAAGCUUGAUCCCGAACAUCUUAUGGUUUGAGUAUACAGUCACCAGAUCAGAGGCAAGGAACAGACAACGAAAGCUUGGAACAAAGCUUCAGUGACCCUCACAGCUUUUUUUGCGAAACUGAGUUUAGGAUCACGCGCACGCCAACACGCAAACAUUUCCAUCCACAAACUAAUGCUCACUCUACAGAAAACAGAAAACAAAAAAAACCACACACACUGGAAAACCAUCUUUUGGACCGACGCGAUUGCGAGGAGUGUAGGGGGGUGGGGGUGGGUGGUAUGCGUGAGAGAAAAAAAAUGUUUACAAUUGGUGAAAGAGUGCCUGGACCUCACCAGGAGCCUACAGCUCAUGCAAGUCCGUCCACACGCCUUUCCUUCUUGUACAGCUUGCCCACAAUGCUCUUCAGUGCAUGCAAGACUGUGCAAGAGGCAUACUAUUUAAAUAUAGAUUAAUUAAUAUAUAUGUGUAUGUGCGUAUACAUGCAUAUAUAUAUUAAACGCACGCAGACAGUACCAGUUUACUGUAAGAGAUUCAAUGACCCGAAAAAAGGAGGCUUCGGUUAAGUUUUUAAAAAAUGGGUGUCGAUUGCAGCAUGUAUUUAGUGGUUGUUUUUUUUAAGAUAUUCUAAUGGCUAUUGGGGGUGGGGGGGUUUAUGGGUUUUGUUGGCAAUAUGUGGAAUUAACAGUUUUUUCCAUUGUUAUAUAAUAGAGAAUGAAUAAUUUCUAAAAUUGGGUAAGGUGUAAUAUACAUUAAAAGAAAUUUGCACUUUGUGAAAUUUACAGGUAAAAUAAAGAAAAAAGGAAAAAAAAAAGACUAACACUAGUUAAAUGUUUUAGAUCGACCCCCUGUUUUCCCUGAUCAGCCUUUGCUUUGUCUUUUGAUUGCCGGUUCUGACGUGUUGGACUCCGAAGCUGAUCUGCAAUCGUGUUGAUUUCUAUUGCUCCUCUUUUUUUUUUCUUUCUUUUAUUUUAAUGGAGGUUGUGGUUCCUUUUUAUCCAUGUUUAGGGGGUUAUGACACUGAAUUGCAGCAGCACAUUUGAGUUGGGUUUUUUUUUUUUGGGAGGGGGUGGUGUUGUAGAAGUCACUUUGGACUGAGGAGGUGUUUUCCUGAUGCCUUGCAUACAGUAGCAACCUGGGAACAGAGUUCUGGGAACCAGUUUACUUUUCUUUUAAUUUGUCUCUUAUCCUGUUUUCUGCUGUUGCAGAUGACACUUUCAACUUACCUGCAUUUUUCCACAUAACAUUCCAUAUCAUUUAGUUUUAAAAACAUCAUGACUGCUGAGGGGAAAUGUUUUUAUUAUUAUUAUUUUAUUUUUUAUUUUAACAAGCCUCAGGUCAGUCGCAGCAUGUUAUUAACGGCUAUUCCUCACAGCCUACGGCAGCUGACGUUGAAAGCUGUCAAAUGGAUAUCUGAAGCUGAUUUAAACGGUCAUAUCAUUAGCUCCACAAAGGGAAGUAGUUCUCUUAGAUUUUUUUUUUCUUCCUCUUCCAUGUGUAACCUAUAUCAGAAAUGAAUAAAAUGUGUUUAUGUACAA